UUUCGUUUUAUCUCUUUUUUAACAUUUUAUUCCAUAAUGAUUUUGCUCUAUUUGCAUUAGGUAUAUCACAUUGUAAAGGAGGGGCACAAAUUUUUCAGAAAUCCAGGUUUUUGCCAACCAUGAUUUCCCUAGAUUUCUCCAAACCUCCCAAGAUUUCCCUGAAGAGUUUUGAAUAUCUCGUGUACACUGGAUAUUCUGGUGUGAAUGACCCCUUGUCUUGGUAAAAUGUUUCGAUAAUUUUUUCUCGACUAUCUGGUGUUUGUCUGUUUGUAUUAGUUUUAGUUUGUAUUAUACAUCAAAUUUGUCCCGAAUGAAUUCAGUGGGAGUUAUAUUCAAAAUUUGAUUGCUCGUGAAUAUUAAUAUUCUAAUCAUUUAAUGAAUUCUUACCGCAAACUAAAAAUAUUGAAUUUGCUCCAAAAACCACUAUCAAUCAAGGCAGCAGUAUAAAUAAGCUUUCACUCGAACAAUACAAUCCAAAUCAAAUAUGGAAUCCAUAAAAUGUGUCGUGGUUGGUGAUGGUGCCGUAGGUAAAACAUGUAUGCUUUUUUCUUAUUCGUCUAACAGUUUUCCUUUGGAUGAAGGGGCUAUUUUUGAUAAUUACUUAGCUGAUGUAAGGGUAGAUGGCAUACCUAUUAUUCUAAACCUUUGGGACACUGCCGGUCAAGAAGACUGCGAUGGACUCAGGCCCUUAUCCUAUCCAAAAACUGAUGUGUUCCUUAUUUGUUUUUCAUUAGUUAGGGCGACUUCGUACGACAAUGUUAGGACAAAGUGGUUUACUGAAGUGAAAAAUCACUGUCCAAACACUCCUAUUAUACUAGUUGGCACGCAACAAGAUUUGAGAGAGAACAGAAGGCCAGAUUAUAUUAGAGAAGUUGUCACUUCCCACAAGGUGUGGCAUUAGCAAAAGAUAUAAACGCAGUCAAAUAUUUGGAGUGUUCCGCAUUGACUCAAGUUGGACUCAAAGAUGUGUUCCAUGAGGCUAUAAGGGCUGUACGGAGCUGUCAGGUUUUAUAACAACAUACAUCCUUUUGUUAAUUAAAUUACUUUGAGAUAGGUAUACGGAUGGCAAUGAA
Messenger RNA from Ceutorhynchus assimilis (cabbage seed weevil), 1073 nucleotides. The record is from the annotation of a GenBank genome assembly. Lineage: Eukaryota; Metazoa; Arthropoda; Insecta; Coleoptera; Curculionidae.